AUGAACGAAACAGAGAAAUUUGGAGGAGUGAGUGAGAGGAUGAGUCUGGAAGUGCCUCUGAUGCAGGAGGAAGGCAGUUGAGAGAGCUUGACUGAGGGAGAAGGACAAGAAGAUAAUGUUGAAGAAAAGAAAACUCCAAAGAAAAUAAUCAAAAUUAGGAACCUUAAGAAGUUAACAGCGAAGCGAAAUAAAGGAUCUAGACAAAGGUCACGUAAAAAGAGUUUGACAAAGACUAAAAGCAAGAAAAAAAAAAUAUUCAAAUAAAUUAUUGAUGAGGAAGCAAAAGUUAACCAGGAAGUACAACAGGCCGAGAGGGAUCUCCAAGAUUGAGCCCUUUCAGACUCUGGACCAAAUCACUCCUAAUUUUGAUAACCAUGUUUUGGCCAAAGAUCCAUUUCGAAGUAGAAAUAAUACCAGUGCGGGUAUUGACUUUUAUAAUCCUGGUUCUCCUUUGAGAAGAGAGUUUGCCAUGGUUUCCCACCCAACGCAGCUAGAUACUUCAUUAAGACAAUAUCGGACACACAGUAACAACCUUAUCAGCAAUCAAAAACAGAGAGGAAUAGACAGAGUCUCACUCAGCGAUAUCAGAAGAAUGGAGGAAGAGAUGUACAAAUAAACUAGGCUUGAGUAGCUACAACAUGGACACUUUUCCAACAUCCAGAAACUUCGGCAUUUCAAACCCAUUAACCCUCCCAGACCGGUUCAAAACUCUCCAAAAGAGGCCAGCUGACAAAUCCGACAUCGAAACAGUCAAACAUAGGUCUAGUGGUUUUAUUUCAAAAUUCAAGAUUAGAAGAAAGACAACAAUGAGGAGAAUCUAUGACAAUAUUAAGAGAAAUCCUGACGGAGUGACUCUUGAAGGAGGAAUGACUCAUGAUAACUUACUGAAGUUAAUUAAAUAAAUCUAGACCAAACAAAUUAAGAAGAAGAAAUUCCCCAGCUAGGCUUCUUUCUUGACAAAAAUCUUUAAAAUCAGUUGAGGAUACCAAAACUGAGAAGAAGGCUGUUCAAAAUAUGUCAGUGGAAUGCUUUGAUUUACCUCCCAUUGCGCCUUCUAAUCCAAUCCAAGAGAAGAUAUCUCUUCUAGGCCAAAAAUUUCUUGAAGACAAUAUACCUCUCGACAUGUCUAUGCGUCGGAAAUCUAUUGAAAUUGAUACUUUAGAGAUGAUUCAGAACAUAUCAUCAGAGAGUCUCCCUCUUUUUGGCAAAAUCCAUGACAAAGAGGAGCUGUUCGAAGAUUUCAGUAGGGAUAUUCAAGUAGAUUUUCUGCACCAAAAGACAAACACUCCACAACUGAAAGUGGGCAAAAGGAUAGAUUUAGACAACAAUAUUAUGCUAUUUGAGGAGGAUUUUUACAGAAAGAUUGAUUUCCUCACAUUUGAAAAUAAGAAGUUGCUACAACCCAAUAUCUACAAGAAGAACUCCUUGCAGGUGCGCUCCAAGAAUUCAGAUAAAUCGAUGAACCUUGGCAUGAGGCUCCUGGGAAAAGUAUUCAGUACGAUAAAAGUCUCGACUUGUCUUAAAUAAGAAAGAAAAAGGCAGAAAUCAGGCAGAAAUUGUUAUUGAUGGAGAGUUUUACAAAAUUGGGGAACUGAUCCAUCCAAAACUUGCGAGGGUACGAACAGGGUUAGCAGGCCUUGAGAUGAAAUUUACAAACACCUCCCCUCAGCCUCCUGAUGAACUGCAGAUGGACAAUAAGUUCACUAGCACAAUUAGAAUAGAGAACAGAAAGAACAAGAUUAUUGAGAAUAUCAUUAAGGAUAACAACUUUUCUCCUGUGAACAAAAAUGAAGGGGAUAAUCAAGAAUCUCAAGAAACGAUUUUGCCAGUGAACAAUAAGAACAAAUAACAAAAGCAAGUUUAGUAAGAGCAAAAUGCAUGAGAAAAUGUCUGAGAUCUCAGCUAGUUCUUUUUCUAGGUGCUCUUCAGACAACAGUGAUGAGCCAAGGAGAAAUAUUAACAGAGAGACAAAUCAACCAAGUUUGGUUAUCGAAAAUCUGAGCCCUAAAUAAGGAUGAAACUCUAGAUUCUAAGAACAAGGUCUCUGCUGAUUCUUCAGGAAAGGAAGAGAAGAAAUCAGAAGACCAAAAGAAACCUAAAAUUAAUGGCAUGCUUCAGAAUACGGCUAACAAAGUUAUCCAAUCAAAGAAGAAGAAGUUACCUUCUUCCUUCACAGAGCUGUUUAAUUCAAAUGCUAGAUUUCAACAAGCUGUGAAGAUAAACAGGGCUGAGACUCAAAACGACUCUGAGAUGAGGAUCUUUAGAGCCUCGAUGGUGGAGCCUCCAAUAAUCUCAAUGCCUGAAAUGACCAAGUGUGAGUUAGAGCUGAUCUCAAAGUUCACAACUGGGUACUCCUAUGCAGUAGAUAUCAAUGAGGACAAGCUCUUCAGCUUAAACCAGGUUAGGGAAAUACAAGCACUAUAUGAAUCAAGCGAUCACUUGAUCCAGGAAAUUACUGAAGGAUUCUCUCUGAUCCAUGAGAAAGUAUUUAGCUUCUUAAACUGUGACAACUCAAAAGUAACAAAUGAUGCUGAUAGGAUGAACGACGAUAACGUAAAACAGUUACUAACACAAGUUAACUUUGCAAAUGCAAAAAGAGGGAACAAGCUUAUGGCCUUCAAACAUGCUUCUUCCCAAUCGAUUAAUGACUUGAAAGAUCAGAGCAAGCAUCAGGAGAUUGAGAGGAUAACGAAGGAAUACAGCAAACAAAAUUUUUAUGAAAUUAGUUUGAAUAGAGUACUUGGAGAAGGCAGAACUAUACCUAGAUCGAAUAGAUUUAUAGAUAUUAAGUUUUUGGGCAUUGUGAGUUAUAUAAAUUAUUUUAACAUUCUGAGGAAAGAAGGAAUGUUUAUGUGAAAUUAUAAUAAUGUCUCAAAGUGGUUUUUAAGAAAAUAAAAAGAAAUCAAACUGGGAAAGUUAUAUCCGAAAUAUUCAAGAAAAUUCUUUGGAUUUAGUCUAUAAAGAACAAAGAAAAGUAAACAGUUGGCUAUAUCAGAGAGAUAGUGUCCGAGAACUCCAGGAUAUCAUAUUCUUUGACGUCAGUGCCCAAAGAUCUCCCAGAAUUCAUGCUAGUCCCGAAUAUCAAGCUGGAAUCAUGAAGAAAGUGGAUGAAUUAUAUUUAAAAUUUUACAUCAAAGCAAGAUCGACCCAAGCAGAGUUGGUCAAGCCAAAGAUGUAUAAAUCUAAAAAGGCCUUCCAAAGAUAUGAGACUAAACCACUUAACUCCUUAUCAUUCUCAGGUGAUGUCAGCGUAAUCCCUUACGGGAUCAAAGAAAGGAGUAACACAAAGAGAACAAGGGGGAGCAUUCUCAUUAAAGAAGAUACCUUUGAAGUUAAGGGAAGCCCCUAACUUAAGGUUCAACUCCUUUAGGAACAAGUUGAAAAACAUUGAU
Molecule: messenger RNA, 3392 nt
Organism: Moneuplotes crassus
Lineage: Eukaryota; Ciliophora; Spirotrichea; Euplotida; Euplotidae
Source: the annotation of a GenBank genome assembly